UUUUAUGUUGCACUGCAAAUAAUCAUCAAUAUUCCUGAAGCAAACAUUCACACAUUCCUGUGUGUCUUUGGCAGGUCCGUUUCGCCAAACCAACGCUCCCAACUUCAGACACAAACAUUUGAAUGAAAGUACGCCAUAGAAAUGGAUUUACUUCGGUCCAUCUUUCAUCAAUGAAAUAAGCAUCUGUUUUCUCCCUGAACAAUUCCAGCCCAUCGCUGCCGGACUUGUUUAACAUGCAUUCAUUGACUUUUGCCAACUAUCUCUGUGGAUCGGACUGUGGCAAUGCAAAUUUUGUUUCACCACCGCUAAAUGAAGUUACAAAUUCACGUGACAAAUGCUAUCCGAAAUCUCCAUCGGCUUUUAAAGCGUUCCAUUCACGCUACACUACUCCGUCUUCAAUCGAUAUCGCUCGAUCGCGCCCAGUAACGUUGAAGUUUUGCGCAAUUUUAAGACGAUGCGCCCUUCGGCUCCCUUAAAAUGCUGCCAACGAACAAAUUGCUUCCUUCCCCGUCCUCGAACCAGACACACACACAAUGAUUUGCAUACAGAUUAGCUUUCCGUGCGCCGCGAAAAUGACAACGGCUGUAUAUGGGUGGGUUUCCGUUACAAAAUCUGUCGUGAAGGGUUUUUUUUGGUUUUCAUUCCACUCGCGGUACACCAAACAGCUCACACCCUUUUUUGGGGAUGUUAUGUUUGUCUAUUUUGUCUAAAUUCUCCAGUUUUUCUCUCUGUCUCUCUAUCAUCGCUGCUUUGAAACUUGGUGUGUGGGGUUCCGUUUGGGAAAAAGGCGUAAAGCAGAUUAAGAUUACCGCUACCGGGAAAGUUGUGCGUUGUUUUGAAGUCUACAAAAUCCCCCUUUUUCGUUUAACCUCGAACCCGCCUGGAAGCUUAUGGCUUCGCUUUUGUGGUGACUCCGUCCCAACGCACAUGUUUUUCUUCUCCUCCCGUAUGACUGGCGCACCAAGGUAUGAAGCAAAAACUUUAGUAGAGAGAAUUUUGCUGCGUGCAACAUUUGGUUUGCUUGCGUUCCUCCUUACCACCAUCACUGCUUUUCCCCGAGCUCCGAAGGGAUUUGACCCAGAAUUCUGGAAUUUUCUCUCGGAGAUGAUUGUGAUGCAUUGUUUGAAGUUUUUCCCGCGACCGCUUUUCUCACCACCCUUUCUCGUAACCUGUAACCAUUUACUGCACUAAACGUGUCGUGCCGUGGCGAUAUCGUGAGGAUCACUUUAAGCAGCUAAAUUACGCCCUACGAAUAGGAUAAACUGCACUUUGGUAUCGGUUUAUCGAUAGAUGAGGGCAUUCGCACGAGUGCCCGAGUGGUGUCGAUUGAUGAAACGUGCAAAUGAACUUUUUUUUUACAUUGCAGCGAUUUUGUUGCAGCUUCAAGUGGGAACCGCACACGCUGCUGUACACUCACUGCACGCAUUGCACUUCCGUGUUGUGUGUUUGUGUGUGGGUUCGUGUUUUUUUCACCCAUCCAAUGUGUACGUGUCCGACGAUGAUGACGGGAUGGCUCGAUGGAUUUCUAUAUUUAAACCGCUAACAAAUGUUUUCCUCACGAUUUCCAUCAGCAGAUUGGCGAUGAGCCGAUGUCACUAAUCCCGCUAUCCCCCUCGCUAUCCUCUGUGUGGAAAUGUGGAAAAACUGGUAUGCGGGUGGAAAAAGGUACAGAACGAACGGCAGUAAUUGCUUCACUGCAGCUGCAUCGUUUAAACGCAAAACUCCCACACGCCUUUAAUAUGGCCGCGGAAAGGCAACGGAUCCAUUUGGUAGACAGACUGUUUAGAAGAGUACAUACACACACACACACACACACACACACGCGGGCGCAUAUGUUCGCUUUGAACUCAAAUCCAACCCCCUUUCCGAGGGAGGGUUGGUGCCUUACGCUUCAGUUCCAAUUGAAUAAUAACGUUUUGAAAUUGGUUGAUAUUUUAUGCAGUCAGUCUCCUCCUUAGACGUGGGAAACGAAGAGGUCGUGAAGGUGACACUGCACAGCACAGUGAGACCGGGUGAAGUAAUUUGCUAAAUCAUGAUGAAACCUGCUGAACUACAUUUGCCUUGAUGUGUUUUUGCUAGCUGCUAGUACCGGAGUGACACGGUUGAGAGUGAUUUAUAUCGAUCGUAUGACUUUAAGUGUAGAAAUGCGAUACAAAAAUAAUCAAAUACACGUCAUGAAUCAUGCAUUUUGAAAUAGUAGACUAAAAAAGUAGCUUUAAUUCGCAAUUUAUAACGCUAUAUUGAUUUGUUUGAUGUGUAUGGUUUCCUCUAUAAAAUACACAGUGUCUUUGCAUACCUUUUGGGGAGCUACCUUUUAAUAACAACAUUAUUUAAAUGUAGUUUUUCACGCCUUACAUUUUUUUUACAAUUCAGGCAAAUAUUUUUUUGUUCUUCAUUUAUUUUUGUUCCAAUGGAAUUAUCUUCCAACAAACAAAUGCUGUUUUGGUGUUUACCGCAUAAUUGUGCACAUGUACACUCACAACCUAAAUUGCUUAUUUGAGCAAUUUAUUUGUUCAAACCAUCCAUAAACAUCCGUGCUGUAAUCUCAUGACGCAAAAAAAAACAAAUGCUCUCAAGGUUCUCUCGUGGAAAAACCAUCCCAUUCGCUUAACGAUGCAAACAAUGAGCUUCAAAUUCUCCCUCCUGAAUGAACCUGCAGCACUCAACCGACCGCAAUCGUACCGUGCAUAAUUAGCGACAGUGAUACAGGUUGGAAAAUAUCACUUUACCAGCAACAACAAAAAACGAAUCAGGCAGCCGGCCGGUUACACGGUACGCCGAGUGUCACUUUGCGCUCGAAAGUACCUUUUUGCGUAAAAAGUGUGUUUUUUUUCUUCUCGAUUUUAUUUAUGCUCCGUUGUAAUUCUUCUCCUGUUGGCUCUGAAUGCAAGGUCUCUGCAUACUGCAAUGUUUUAUGGUUCAAAAACAGUGGCGCUGAGGGUAACAAUUCGGGGAGUAAAAUUUCCAUUGUUAAAAAGCAACGGUUUCGAAAAGAGAAGAUAUUUCGAAACUCAACACCGUGUGACUUGUUUUACUUUUUGGAUAGAUUUUCAUCGGUAUUGACAAGGAGAGAAAAAGGAUUGUUACGUUAUCUUUAGGCUUAUUAUAGGUAUCAAUGAAUCACAAUAAAUAUUUAUAAUCGUUAACGAAAUAGGGAAAAAAUUUCCUUUUGGCGCUCUGGACACUUUCCCAAAAGGGCUUUAAAAAAAGCGCCGCUUCGACCCUAAUCCAAAGGGCUACUAUCGAGCUGGGAAAAAAGACGUUUUCUUAUCGCAUUUUUUUACGAUGCUGGAAGGGGUACAUCUACCCCCUCGGGUACUCAUUUUUAUUGUCAUUAAAUUAUUCAUGCAUCGAAACGAUGAACCUUCUUCCGGCCCUGGCGAUCCACAGUUGAUUGGCUUACUCCGUGCCGCGUGUAGGCAAUGUAUCGAUCAGUUUCAGCGCUUGGGGCACGAUUAAUGAGGCUGAUUUCAAAAUUCAACCCCCUUCCGGCAAUCCGGACAGGAAAUUAAGCGAAAGUGAUACGAAACCCAUACGAGAGUUACCAAUUUCUUGGAGGGCAUGCAAAAAUGUAGUACGAAAGCGCUUUUAAUUGGGAACCCAUCUCGAUAAAGUGCUCACAAGCCGGUUCUCCAUUGAUAUUUACCUUCAAUUACACGAUUCAAGUGGAGCACGUACCAGGUCAAGUAAAUGCAAGGGAAGUUACAUGUGGAAAAGGCAUUCAUCUGUAUCCUGUAUCCAGAACAAAUGUAACAUCGUAAGAAUGCAGCACAGCACAGCAGUAAAUCGAGUAAAUGUAAAUGGCGCUGCUAAGCAAAUAAUCUUAUUUUAUUUAAUUUCUGAAGGAAAUACAUCGUUACAGCUUCUUUCCCGUUCGUACCAUAGUGGAUGUGAAAGUUCUGCUGAAGUUGCAUAAAUUCUCUCUUACCGCUCUUGCUCCUCAACUUGUCCUCCUGCUUGCCAAACCCGAUCCGGAAUUGGGUGGAACCAUUCUUCAUACGUUUGCGACUGACAGCGCGUCCUGUUGACAUUGGCUUUGGAAAGCCCUCACAAAGACACUCGCACUGGGGCGAGUGCCCUGCAGUCGUAGCCGAUUCCCUACACGCUACUACCAUUAGUCUCUGUUUCCAGCCGUUUUUAGCCCACAAACAUCAGGAAGGGUUCAACUGUUAACGGUUGUUAUUGUCGUCGGGUUAGUAAGGAAGGGUGGAGAAAACCCAUUUCCCCUUUUUCGAUGGUGGCUUUUGACAUUCAAAAACAAAACGCAUCAUACGAAUGGGGAAUGUAUCCAUACGUAGUAGUAAGGAUGUGCCUAUCCUUCGAAAUUGUGCCAUGCGCAGUGCGAAACUAGGUUAGCAGGACGAUCGCUUUUAAGGGGAAAUGGCACUCAUCGGUCAUACGGCCGUGGAAAUGUGUCAAAAAUAGGGACGCUUUAGGUAAGGUUAGCAGGUAAAGGGCAAGAACUGGAUACAACAUGGUUCAUUCGAUGAUGGCUGACAUUUGAACAGCGACACACUCGCGGUAUGGUGCCAUCUACCGAGGGAAAAAGCUAUUCGCGAUAUUGGCUUAGACAUUAUAUUUAUAAUUUAUCUUCUUUUAAUGCCUUUUUUAAUAGAAACAUGAUCUGUUUUUAAUUUAAUCGUAGUGUUACUUCCUUUAAAAUAUACUACGUAUAAUGUUUCAUUACUAACAAGUCAUUCCAAGAGCUUUCCCAUGAGAAAGCUCCUGAGGAAAGCUCAUCCUGCUGUGUAUGUCCUUUGGAGCACCCGUUGUUUGCAUCCCCCCCAUUGUGACGUGCCAGUGCGUAAGGACCUUUCUUUGGACAAAAUAGCAGUUUCUUUGUUGUUGGUGUCAAAGUGUACACACCCCCCUGCCGAGACGACACGCACACAUGCGCGCGAACACGUAAAAGCUCCAACGAAACUAAUAUCGUUGGAGCAUUGGUGAGGCCGCGUCAUCGGCCAGCUGCCAAAUACUAUCUACACAUACUCCCUCGCCAAUACUGUGCCAAUGAGAGGUGAGAAUCGAAUGUCCAACGCACGAGGAUACACACGCCAAAAAGCGCUUUGAUAGUGAGCAGAGAACGUGGCCGUUCUCUCACGUGCGAUGUGUUCAAUUUUCCCAAAAACCUCCCCAAAUAGAAGGAUUCCCUGAGCGGGAGUCAAACGCACGUAGAAUUUAAACGGUAGGCAGCAUAUAUCCUGCCUUUCCCGAAUGCUCUAGUGCCCGCCGGUAUACGAACAUUACGCUAGAGAUCUCGUUCGCUCUCGAAUUUCUCCGCUCUUGAAAUGGUGAAGAAUUUUCUUGCUUUUCCGCGUGGUUUGUUGAUUUUUUCCUUCACGGUUCUCUACCCCAUUUCGCAAGAGCUUUUCCACUACUCGCUUUUUUUCCUCGAGGUCAUUCAAACGUCACGAGUCCUCGUCCGUGCGUGGAGGGCCUGCUCACACAGUGGCCGUCUUUUGGGAUCGUUCGUCGUUGUCAUCCUGCGGUGCCGUGGUUACUGGACGUGGCUGCAUUUUGUGAUAGAGGAAAAAUGUGUAAUCUUUGCGUGAAAUUAGGCGAGUGAUUCGAUACAGAGAGCGUGUACGGCGCGUGCGGUAGCAUCGGUGAUUGUGCAAUGGUGAAAGUUGACAUGCCCGUCGAUAUUGAAUCUAUAUUCGCAGGAUAUGUGAACGAAUUCCAUCAUCAGUGCUAGAGCUAGAAGCGGAGAACCAGCUUAUUCGGAUAUACACCAUCGAUAGAGUCUGCCCAAUAACUCUUAACCGAGAGGAAUAUUAUUAGCAGAAGAAACCGCGCUACUGCCACUACUAUUACUACUGCUUCUUGCACUUGUUUCUAUCCUCGUUUACUGCAUUGCAUCUCUAUUCUAUUUCAUGUUGCGUUGGUCAAACUGAAAAUCCCCGAUUCCCGAUUCAUCCGUGUGGCGCCUGACCUUUUUUUUAUGUUGGGCGAUGUUUUAUUGAUGUCUCCCGCCUCCGCCCUGUACUGUAACAGACUAGCUAUAGACAACGAUCUUUCAAGGACUUUCGGUCACUUUUUCUUCACUUCUUCUGUCACUGUUAUCGUGUGUGCGUGAUUGUCUUUUUUUUUUGGUUGUUGUUACGUUGCUUCUUCGUUUCAUGUCCCUGUACAGUUUGUCACUGAGAUUUCUCGUUUGUUCGAUUGUGAAUUGCCCAAUUUUGCAGUAGAGCGAAUGCGUUCCCAUCUAGUCCUUAUGGGUAUUAAUCGUUAAUAUUGAACCACUGGCACUGCUACAUCUUCGACCGAUUCGUGACUUGUUUUGCUUUCGUUUUGUGUUUUCCUAUUUUCCGCACUUCUUCUUCUCUUCUUCUUCCACUACUCUUCGUUCCACAUUUCAGUCUGUGUGGGAGUAAGCGGUUUUUGGGCAAGCGGUUAAAGUGGCGUACUACUACUACCUGCUAGAAGAAAAGUGUUCCGAAUAAGAGAAGAAGAAAAGCUCACGUGAGACAUCGUGCUCGGUGUGGAAAAUGAUAUGCAUGCGGUAAUAUAUAUGGCGCUCGGUCGAAGGGAACGUCCUCCGUGUGAAUGUUUAUCAUCAGCACCAGCAGCGAGCGCCCUCUAAAUUCAAACGUUUUGUCCGUCUCAUCAAUCGGAAACGGGGAAGGUAACGCGCAGCAGUGAUUAGAAGCAGGUGCUGCAUAUAGCUCGAGUGCUUAUCGUCCAGGCCACUGUUGUACGUCCUCCCACGCGCUGGCUAACAGCUUUCUUCUACCAUCUGAAAGUAUGCAGACGAUGUCCUUCAUCGUCGGAGUGAAACGUCAUCGAGGUUCCUUGUCUGACAGCUGCCACUGCGGUGUUGUGUGCUGAUAACACACCGUGCAUCGGUUUUGCGUGCGUGUGUGUGUGCGAACCAAAAAAAAACAGAAGAUAGCCAGCUCAGUGCGACCGAUACACCGACCCACCACCGGUUGGGUUGGGGGUGGUAGCACACGCUCAGCUGUCAACACGUGACGGGGAAGAGGCGCGUCAAGCUUUUACACGCUACAGCAGCAAGAUCGAACGGCACAAGAAGGAUACGGGCGACCCGGCGACGGAAAGGAUGAUUAGUUCGAGCUUUAAAGAGCCUCCGGAAAAUGAGCUCCAGAAGUCACACGAAACAGGCACCAAUCUAAGCGAACAUCAGCUACGCGUGCAGGCCUCACUGCAGCGGCUGAAUAUUCCCGACUGGUACAAGCAAUAUUCUGGCAAGGAUGGACCGGCGAACACGACCGCACCGGUGCCCGGUACUACCACCACCGCUGCCGGUGGUAUACUGCGCAAGCGAAACAGUGACGUCGGACGAUGGACCGGGCUGAGCUCGAAGACCACUUCGCUCAGCUCGCUCGGAUCGCACCGGUCGGACCGUAGUCCAGUGAUGCUGAGUCCCUCCGCACACAGCCACCACGGUCAGACCGGGUUCUCCCGAUGGUCCACGUCCCACCUGAACUCGAACCAAACGUCACCGAGCGUAUCGACGCGGGGCUCAUUCACCCGGGGCGGGCUGAACGCGAGCGUCAUAUCCGGCUACUCGACUGCUUCCACUACGGCCGGAACCGGUGCCAAUAGUAGUAGUAGUACGAUUAGAAACUCCUUCCGUCAGCCGUACCUGGGCUGGAGAAGCCAGGAGAAGCUGUCCCAACCGAGAACACCGGCGGAACGGCUUGCAUCAUCUCUACUGCAACAGCAAGGCACGAACAAACAGAAGGAACAGCAACAGCUGAAAGAACAGCAACAGCGAGGAAAGCAUCAGCAAAAGGAGGAAUCCGUCGUAACGCCGGAAAUUCAAUCAUCAAUCAUAGAAGUAACGUCAGCGAUUGUACAUUAUGUAAAUGACCAAACAAAUCGACACUCACGCAGUAGAUCUACUAGUCCAAGCCAAAGAUGUUGGCUAGAAAGUUCGUUUGUUGGUACCCGGCCCCUCGAUUCCCCACAGACGCCGUUGAUCGAGAAUAGUUCCGUUCUAGGAUCCGGCCACCAUCAGCAGCAUCAGCAGCAGCAGCAGCAGCAGCAGCAACAGCCGCACACGGCCGGUGAUCAUUAUCGGUUUAAUGCCGGCCGGAUGAAUGGCGUCGGGAUGUCUGGCGCGGUUCCGACGUUCUCGCUACCACCCGAGCAUCAGUCGCCCGGAUCGGCCACACUCGAGGAUGUGCUCGCCUCGUUGCUCGGCUUGCCGGCCGAUUCACACAGGUCCUCAGGAAGUGUAGCUAAUUCGUGUCUCACGCCAACAGCGCCCAACAGCACCAGCAGUAACCACACGCUGCAGAUCGAACCGAUGCAGGCGCGCCGUCGCAGUGAAGGUGAUGCGGCCGGUACGCGAAAGCGCAACGACAGCGGCGGCUCGAUGGCGAUCAGCAGCACCACCACCACGACGACGACCAGCGGCAGCACCAACCAGAGCGGCCGUAGCCCACAGCAGCCCGGCACGACCAAGGGUGAUCUGCUCGGGGUCGGGCUGGAUGCCCGGAUCGCCCGCCGCGUAUCGCUCGACUCGGCCGAAGCUGCCGGCCACCAUCACCGUGGGCACGACUACCUCAAGUGCCGGUACCCGCGGUGCGACGCGACGGCCACACUGGCGGAGGCCCGGAAAACCUACAAGAGCUGCCACAACUGUUCCCAUCUGUACUGCUCGCGCGAGUGCCGCCGGGCGCACUGGGAGCGACACCGGAAGGCCUGCCUGCACUCGCGGGUGUCCGCCCUGUGCCGGCUGGUGCUGUCCACGUGCAAGGACGACGCGGACACGCUCCGGCACCUGAGUGCGCUCGCGCGCCGGGGCUACUUGUCGCAGGGGCGAGGUGUUGUUAGAAUACUGUUCCGCAGCCCGGAAAGCGCCGACUCCUUCAUCAAGCAGGGCUUCCAGUGCCUGGGCGAGGUGUCGUACGUGCGCUGGCCGGAUCUGCUGCCGGCCGAGAUGGGCCCGGAGCUGUACUCGGAGCUGCUGAAGCUCAGCACCGAGUACAAGCCCGACUCGAAGAUGCUCAUUUACGUCGCGAUCUGUGUGGUGUCGGAAGCGCCGGGUAGUGCGACCGCACCGGUCAAAUGGGAACGGCAGCUGGUGUCGCGAUGCGCGAAGCUGAAGCUGUGCCGCUCGGUCGUUAGUGAGAUCGCGGCAAGCGGCCCGGGAGGUGAGCGAGCCGGGCCACGCACGGACACUGUCGGCGAUGUGCUCGUGCUGUCGUUUAACAUUCUUUCGAAAACGACCCAACGGUCCCGUGAGCAGGUGUCGCUUAACAUACAGACUAUCCUGCGCCAGCGCGGGGUCAAUCUGCGCAAACACUACCCGGAGGUCUUCCAGCGGUUGGCCACGUUCGUUGAGGGCAGCACGGAUCGAUUCCUGCCUGUGACGCUGCAUCCGCGCGAUAACGUCACCGGACGAUCGUUCGUCUGCAUUAUCAUGCCAAACUAUGGCGACUCGGAUCGUGUACAGUUUCCGGUGUCGGAGAACAGUGACGAUCGUGUCGUAACGAUUGAUGUUGGGGCUGAUCUGGGUGAUGAUCUUACUAGCAAACUUUAAAGUCAUUGGAACUCGGGAAGAUCCACCGGGUGACUUGGUGGGUGUUUAACGGAAAGGGUAAAUCUUAUAGGGAAAGCUUUAUUUUGCCAGUCAGAUACAGGUAUGUGCGCGUAUGUCCACACACAAGAAGAACAGGGUAGAUAUUCAAUUUUAGUACUCGUUUUUAGUACUAAGUUAUAAUAGACAAUUAGUACAUUUUUUCGUGUGAAGCACCCGGCGAAUCUGUGCUACACAUUCCAUACAUAUCCUUAGUGAAUUCGUCACAGCGAGCAUCACAUUCUUGGCAAGUGGUUGAAGAUGGUGGUGGAGUCUCAUUCCAGAAAUCCUUGAGAAAUUCCCACACAUUCAGUAUGCUAUUGGGAUGUGCAUCAAGAGUCACUAAACUGCCUCCUAGUCGAGUGUGCUCGUCUGUGGAAGCAAUAGACAUUAGGUUUACAACGAACACUUCCAAGAUAAUGGUUAGUGCGCAUUAUUUAUCCAUUCGUUUGAUAAAGAAGAAUAAACUUGAUAAUAGAUGAUAAUAAACCAGUUAAACCCCUUGGCAAACCCAACCAAAAGCAAAGUCCCAAGUAGCUAGUAGCGAGAAUGAAAGGAAUAGUGCUAGUUAAUUAGAACCCUAUUUUCCUCAACAAAUGAGAGAACCGAUACUAAACGCCAAAAAUACACGAUUUUUAUACCUGUAGCAGAGUAGGAUAUUACAUGAAUUCUGUAGUUUAAAACUAAAACCUGUCCCAACCUACGGUGGCUUUCACCUUCCAAAGUUGGGAGGCAGGGCAACUCUAAUGUACUUAUUGCAAAUUAAAAAAAAAAACAGCAAACUAAAAACUAAACUUUUAAACGAUUUCUUAUCCCUCUUCAGCUGCUUAGUGCAAAUUAAGCUGCCAGCAUGCACGAACGCUUUACGUUUUCUAAAAAUCUCGUAUCCCAUCUCCUUACAUGAUUUUCAUUCCUUCUAACACAUGUUAACAUACGGGCAGGUUGGAUGAGCUAAGUGCGAGAUGACGCCCUUUAAACGGUAUUGAAAUUUAAUAUAAAAGCAUAAUUGCUUACAUACGGAUGCGGAGUUGCAGAUGGUGCAUCAAUUUUCACAAUCUUCUGGGUGUGUACUAGUGUAUGAAAGAUGGGAGACAAUUGUGUGACAAAAAACACGGUUCAAAAGAAGUCUUUAUGUUACGAAUUUUGAGCACAUUUGGAAGUUUAUCUGCUUUACUAAAAAAACGAGAACGGUUUUUUAAACAAAAAACAUAAUAAAAUUGUUAUUGCUUCUUUGUGACCUGAUUAUGAGUGGGAAGAAUUGUUUAGGAAUAUUUUAAUAGAUUUCAUUUACAUAAAAUAUACAAUCGAUCAUUCUAGGUGUGGUGCAUUAUUUAUGUAAAUAGAUACACCGUAAAAUGGAGGUUCUUCUUUCGGCCGUUCAUUGCAGAAUCGCGUUUUCAUUCCUUAACGCCUAAAUCUAUGCAAUAUGGUGGAAUCGACAGUUACUUAUUAGGCGAUUAAAUCGAAGAGGGUAACAGGGACAAAACGAUGCAAGGCAACGGGUACAACACCAAAAAAUGAACUUUAAAAUCAGUAAUUGCAUACUUUCAGGCGCUAAGCACCCUAAACGCUACCUAGCAAAAUGAGGUGGAGAGUUGAAAUUUAUUUUUUAUCAAAACCCGUUUUAAGAAGUUAAAGGCCAAUAUUAAAGCGACGUUACUUACAGUUUUAUACUUCCCAUCGUGCCGGAAUCGUUCUGAUUGAAGCGAAGGAGAUUGUUACGUGGCUCAUCGCAAUAGAUUUGUCUAUUGGUCAUGACGCUGCAGCAGCGGUGCGAUCGAGCGCAUUGGAACACACGCAUGUGCGGAUGUAUAAAAAGGGCCACUAGACACUUAAAUUCUCUACACACCUUUUCUUUCCUAUCCCUUUUGCACUGGUUUUAUUUUUAUACGAACACAUGUAUGCUAUUCCAACAACACAUCCCUCACGGCGGCCUAAGUGAGUACCCUGAACCCCACUAUUUUCCCUCGCUCUUCAGAACGCUUUAGUUCGGGACUACACACAACAAAUGCAAAAUGGAAACAUUCUGGUUAAUUAGUUGACAAAAUGUGCACCUAGUAUACUUUUUUCCUUUAAGUUUCACAAUCACAAACCACAGCCAUACAGCGUCCCUUUUUCUCAUGGUGAAAUUCCUGAGCAGAAUAUGUGUCGUGUGUUUGAAAUUGGGGAGCUCAACGCUUUAUCGGCGACAUUUCCGUACAAGAGUACACGGCAUGGCACUCUCGGUGCAAACACCCCCAGUUCACCCCCAUUGCAGUAGUGAAUGGGGCGGCCAGAUACGGCAUGUGGGCGGCAUUAGCGUUCCGCAGCCCAAGUAUGGAUGGGAGCAGUGGCCAGUCCGAAACCCGACAAAAACGACGCACCAGCCUUCUACGCCUUCUCAACAGCACAUGCUUCCGCAAAGGACCGCAAAGAGCAAUGAUGUACACUGUAACUCGUGUUUGAUGUGAAUUCUCAUUAAUAUUGAUCUUCAUCAACCGAUCGAAGCGAAUGUUUAGAACAUUACGGAGCGUGUCCUGGAGUAAAGCGAUUUAAUUGUAACGACAUGUGAAGCGCAUUGUUCCUUACCAAACAUAUUUAAAACAAAACAAAACAAAACAAGUUGAAAAAAAUGUAUUCGAAAGUGUAAGGAUUGUUUUUUUUCUGUUGGAAAAAUAGAUGUGAAACACGGAAAACAUAUUCAUAUAUUCACUCACAAAUAAGAACUUAUCCGGAAUUCUUCCACUAGACAGCAGCCAACAGUUAGCAAUGGAACAACACAAAUGUAGUGCGUUUAGUUCAAAUCGACGAAAUAAAGAAUAAUCAAAACAUACAAGCCGGACAAUAAAAAAGCGAAGAAAAAAAGCAACAUCUUUAUGUAAAUUGUAAAGCAAUCAAUGAAAUUUUGAAAAGUAUGUUUUUUUCCAAAAUUAAAUGUUAUACUAGCUUUUUUGUUUGAAAUUGAAACACAUAACUACGGCUUCCUACUUACAUAUCUGUUCCACAACAAGUUCAGACACAAACCUAUCGAAACAACAUUCUCGUGUGACAUUUCAUAAAUGCUAAGUAAAAAAGUACACACCACAAAUCUCGCUUUGCUUCCGUUUUACAUUGAUACAAACUCAUAAUUGUAAUAUGAAAUUUACACAAAUUUAUGCUUACUACACCAACGUAUGUACAGUUUUGCAGUGGACAGCCCCGUUACAGGAACAAACAAAAACCGCCAUUACUCGCUUACACAUACUUACGCGCGACUCUUGCUCUUACUGAGGGAUAAAUGUUUGAUUUGAAAACAAUGUUGUGAUAUUUGCUUUCUUGCCAAUUUUCUAUAAAUCAAAUGAAUAUUCGCUUUACAGCAAAACGAGUGUGUGAUCCCUAUGAAGUGUAAGGGAAAUAACCAUUCUUUACUUUCGAUACCAUUAACUUGCCAACAUAAAAUAAUAGGAGUGAAUAAGUGGAUCUGACAACCAAACAGUUUCUUCAAAGCGAACGUCUACAAGGAGAGGAAAGAGUACAUAUGGAUAAGACAUUUCCCAAGCACAGCAGAAAAUUUAACUUUUUACAGAAGUUGGCCAAACAUUUACGUUAAAUGUCUGCAUUGAGUUAAAGAAGGGUAAAUAAAAACUAUUGAAUGAAUAAGCUAAUAAAACAUGAAAAACUUUGUGAGGAGGUUAAAAUAAAAACAAAGUAACCAUUUGGAAUGGGACAAAACUAAGCAACAGAGCUCUUAUCUGAUACGAUAAACCAACAGGAAUAGCAGUGUUCGUGAGGAAAAAGGUAAGAAAACGAGCGAAAAAUAAAACACUCAUAAAUCCAACAACAAAAACCAUGAAAUAGUGCAUACAUGUAUUUAGAUAUAUUGUAUUUUACUAUUACCUAAUGAAUAAGAAAACGAACAAAAUAUAAUACUUGUUGAAAGCCCUGUGAA
Anopheles funestus (African malaria mosquito) is the source of this 13454-nucleotide messenger RNA. RefSeq lists its product as uncharacterized. Lineage: Eukaryota; Metazoa; Arthropoda; Insecta; Diptera; Culicidae. The transcript has 6 exons. The record is from RefSeq and is a predicted model, not a curated record. Gene Ontology annotation, cellular component: apical junction complex; plasma membrane. The coding region runs from base 7061 to 9511 and encodes 816 amino acids. Gene Ontology annotation, biological process: cell-cell junction organization.